AUAAUGUUCGGCUCUCAUGAACUUUUAUUGUGAAUUCGUUUCUCGCCUCAUUCAACGAUCCAAUCAGGACAGGCGAAUUCGCACAUGCGUAGUGCACCAGGAAGUCGAUUUAGGAUUACCUUACAAACAAAAGUUUAUAAUCCUUAGAAAGGCAGUUGUAGUGGUUCCAAAACACGCGCGUACAUAAAGUACACAUGAUGGCGAGCUGUGACCCUGCCGCCGCGACAGGCAGCCUGAGUGAGGAGUUCGCUGCACCGGCUCAUGUCGAGGAGGUACGGAGUGCGAUGGCGGCGUUUGCGGAGCAGCAUGCAGCUUUAGGGCGCAUGGUUGUGCUCAUCACUUCAGGAGGUACCAAAGUUCCGCUGGAGUCCAGGACGGUGCGCUUUUUGGACAACUUCAGCAGCGGCCGGCGUGGAGCCUCGUCAGCGGAGUAUUUUCUCGCCCAUGGUUAUGCUGUGAUCUUCCUGCACAGACACCGCUCUCUGUACCCGUACACGCGCCUCUACACCGGUAUCAAUCUGCUCGACUGUCUGACAUUAGACACUGUUCAGGUUGGCACUAAAAUAGUCACAGUGGAUCAGACUAAGCUGCCAAACAUCACAGAGGUCCUGAAUCGGUUCCAGGCAGUGAAAUCUGCGGGCUUACUUCUUCCAGUGGAGUUCAGCACCUUGUCUGAGUAUCUCCACCUUCUCAAAGCUGCAGCACAAGCACUAAGUUCAAUAGGUUCCAAAGCCAUGUUUUAUUUGGCUGCAGCGGUUUCUGAUUUUUACAUCCCAGCUUCUGAAAUGCCAGAGCACAAAAUACAGUCCUCCAAUGGACCUCUACAGAUAAGCAUGAAAAUGGUACCCAAAAUCCUUAAGCCACUGGUAAAGGACUGGGCCCCAAAAGCAUUCGUCAUUUCAUUCAAGCUGGAAACGGAUCCAUCCAUCCUGUUGGAGCGAGCUCGUUUCGCUUUGAACACCUACAAACACCAGGCAGUGGUUGCCAAUGUCCUGGACACGCGGCAUGGUUAUGUAGUCAUCGUGACUAAAGACUCCCAGGAAGAACUGGUCCUUGCAGAUGAAGAAGCUCAGAAAGAUGUUGAAAUUGAGGAGAAGAUUGUCAAGAAUUUGUCACAUGCACACACUCAGUUCAUAAACCAAAAAUGUUAGAAUUUCAUUAUGUUGUCCAUCUUCCAACUCCUUGUUCUUCAUUUCACUAAAACAUUAGAGGUCCAGAUGCAGGUUUAGAUCAGUGGAAAAUGAAGACUCGUACAGUAAAACUAUAACCAAUUAUGACUUCCCAUAAAUAAUCAUUUUAAUUAUUGGUUUGUAUCAAAUAACCUGUUUUAAUUUUUCCCUCAGACAUCAACAGGGAAGCAGAACUGAACCGUUAAAAAAAACAGUUUCAGAAUAAGUCAGUAUAAUCGCUGCUGCAUGAUACAUUUUUGUUUACAUCUAUUUUUUGUUUAAUGGAUGUACAUGUCAUAAAUGGUUUGCAAAUAAACAUCUGCUAUUACCCAAAA
This is a messenger RNA of Silurus meridionalis, 1504 nucleotides long. It is a transcript of the gene ppcs, whose product is annotated as phosphopantothenoylcysteine synthetase. Bases 195 to 1151 code for a protein of 318 amino acids. NCBI's taxonomy places the organism in Eukaryota, Metazoa, Chordata, Actinopteri, Siluriformes, Siluridae. The record is from RefSeq and is a predicted model, not a curated record. Gene Ontology annotation, biological process: coenzyme A biosynthetic process. Gene Ontology annotation, cellular component: nucleus; cytoplasm. The transcript is spliced from 4 exons. Gene Ontology annotation, molecular function: phosphopantothenate--cysteine ligase activity.